Melopsittacus undulatus (budgerigar) is the source of this 4082-nucleotide messenger RNA. RefSeq names its product transmembrane protein 144 (gene TMEM144). Gene Ontology annotation, molecular function: carbohydrate transmembrane transporter activity. Gene Ontology annotation, cellular component: membrane. Gene Ontology annotation, biological process: carbohydrate transmembrane transport. Lineage: Eukaryota; Metazoa; Chordata; Aves; Psittaciformes; Psittaculidae. Bases 190 to 1263 code for a protein of 357 amino acids. The record is from RefSeq and is a predicted model, not a curated record. The transcript is spliced from 14 exons.
GCUCGCCUCCACCCGCUCCGGCCCUGGGAGCGAUAGGGAAGAGGCGGGCCGAGGACAGGGGCGGUACAGCGGGCGCUUUCGGUGGGAUUCUACCAUAUACUUCCCUGUUCUGACCAGCUUCUGAGAGAUUGAAUCUGCCAGGUCCCUCAGCAAGACAGCUUCACAAAGAGAGGCACCUUCAGAACAAAGAUGAACAUUGGGAAAUCUUACAGUACCUUUAACGUCAGCAAUGGAACAGAUCUAGCUAUUGGCUUUACCUCAUCCACAGUAGCUGUCCUUCUAUUUGGGACAAACUUUGUGCCUGUUAAGAAAUUUGAUACUGGGGAUGGCAUGUUCUUCCAGUGGAUUCUCUGUGCCUCUAUAUGGAUAGUUUCUUUGGUGGUCAAUUUAAUCCAGAAUUGUCCACGGUUCUGGCCUCUGGCUAUGGUUGGCGGUUUUGUGUGGGCUACAGGCAAUGUUACAGUUGUCCCUAUUGUUAAAACUAUUGGCUUAGCUCUUGGUCUUUUGAUAUGGGCUUCUUUUAAUUUGCUGACAGGUUGGGCAAGUUCAAGGUUUGGUUGGUUUGGAAUUGACCCAGAAGAAGUAUCAAGACCAAUCUUAAAUUAUAUUGGAGCUGGGCUUUCACUAUUAAGUGCUGUCAUAUUUCUUUUUAUAAAAACUGAAGUCCAGAGUUCUUCGACUUCAUUAGAAAGCACGCCUUUACUGAGAGAAAGUUCCAUUAAUGUUCCUGAAGAUGCCUCUGAUGAUUCGUGGGUGAACAGACUUUCUCCAGCAAAAAAGAGGCUUGUAGGAUGUAGCCUAGCUGUAGUAGCUGGAAUACUAUAUGGUUCCAGUUUUGUACCAGUACUUUACAUCAAGGAUCAUGGAAGAAGAAAUGCAACUGUAUACGCAGGAGCCAGUCAAUUUGAUUUGGAUUAUGUUUUUGCACACUUCAGUGGAAUAUUUCUUACAAGUACUGUCUACUUUUUGAUCUACUGUGCAGUCAGGAAAAAUAAACCUAAUGUUUAUCCCCAAGCCAUUUUGCCAGGGUUUGUCUCUGGUGUGCUUUGGGCAGUAGCCAAUUGCUGCUGGUUCAUAGCCAAUCAUUAUCUCAGUGCUGUGGUCAGUUUUCCAAUAAUUACUGCAGGUCCUGGUCUUGUUGCUUCAAUGUGGGGAGUCCUUGUAUUUAAAGAAAUCAAGGGACUGAAAAACUACAUUUUACUCUCAGUAGCAUUUUGCAUUAUUAUGGCUGGAUCAUUCUCCACAGCUUUUUCUAAAGUUUGAAAGGAUCUUCUGGACCAAUCACAAGAACUUCUAUAUUCCUGCAAUGUACUCCAUGCCAGAAAAUUGCUGAUAAGCAAAGAAUUAACAAAACCAAAAUACAGUGUUCUCAGGCUCCUCUACUUUGCAGGUAGGUUUUAAUAUGGCAGUUCUUAUUCCUAUAUCACCAAUUGCAGUUUGUUAACACUGUGAUCUGUGUAAGAUUGAAGGAACUGUAACUCACUGGUUUGCUAAAAUAAUUACAGUGCAAUGCAGUAUUUAUAAAGAUAGUGUGAUUACAGCACCAGUCCACUUUGAUACACCAGUCAAUUGCUCAGCAAGGAUCAUCUGUUUAGUUUACUAUUGUAUGCAGGUCACCUUCCACAUUUGGUUAAAGUCUGCAAGUACAGUCCACAUUAUUCAACGAGGUAUUCUCUCACUAGUUUAUGGUAAGCAAAUUACUAAUGCCAUCAUGUUGGAAGAUGUGGAGCCAGAACUCUCAGGGAGGAGUACCAUGUCUGCAUGGGCUUGGACAGUGAACUAGCCUAUUCACACUACCAGGGUAGAAAGCUAACUUCUAAGGAGCACCACAGAUCUCUCAGGCCACAGACACCUUCAGAUCACCUUCAAGGGAGAACAGGAAUAAGCAGAAACAAAAGGUCAGGCAAUGAAAAGAUACAAGAAUGCAUGGCACGAGUAAUAACUGAGCUAAAGCAUCAGGAAAACAAAGACACGUUGUCUGGUAGAGCAAAGCCCUGAAUGGAAAUUGAAGCAGGAAACCAGACAAAGCUGAGUGAAGAUGUUAUGAAGUUGGGUGUAUCACAGCAGAAAUAUAUAUGGUAUCAUCUUUUAGUUGUCUUCCAACAGCUGGGCAAGCCACAGUACUCACUGAAGAAUCAGUGCAGAGGGGCUGUCAUGCAAUUGCUGGUUGCUCUGCAACAACUGUGAUGGUAAUCUGCAUCUCCAGCUGUGUGAGGAAUAAAGCAGGAUCACUGAAGCCUAGAUACUGUGGGACCUAGUUUAUCCCUAACCUUGGUCAGCUGCUUCCCAUCCUGUGCUACAAGGAAGUGCAAUAGGCCUUGGCUACUACUGCUUUUUGGUGCUGUUGGUAUCCCAAGUGAAUGCUUCUUGGGUUUUUCAGAAUUUUAGUGCACAGCUUACAGUGAUAGGACAAGCAGGCCACUUGUGAUAGUGAAAAUGUUAUGACAGGUUAGCAAGCAGAAAAAUUUGUCCUGGUAGUACCUGGUUUUACUUCCCUCAGUUCAGAUUCUGUCUUGCUCACUGCAUUUGUUGUGGUUUGAGAUAAAUCUGAAAAUGGACAAUGAAACUGAGGCUGCACCCAUUCCCUAUUAAAGGAGUGGCUCUGUCACAUGCUGUCAUGUUCAAAAACUGAAGUUGAUCUCUACCUUGGCAGUAGAGAUACAUCUAUGUUUCAGGCUUAAAGUGUUUCAUAUGCUUCAGUUUGCUUUAACUGAAGAGUCUUUUCUAAUAUUAUCUUGAGUUUCUACUAUCUGUCUUGAGGGGUGCUUCUGAAUUAAUGGCUGUUAUGGCCCCAGCAUGAUUACAGGGAACAGUUGAAUCUUCCAGGGUGGGAGCACAUUUACCUUUCCUGGUUUCUUUACAUGGUCAUUGGCUUUCUGAAAUAAACGGGAACACUGAACUGACCAUAGCAAUUGCCACAUAAAUGUAUGUAGUUUGAUGCAGUUCUCCAGUCUAAAUUGUAAAGAUACCCAAUGUGCUGAAUUGCUGAAUGCUAAUUCUUGUUUGUGAAGGCUCAAGUAUGACUUGUAUUAAAUGCUUUCUUAGAUAGCUGCUAAGAAAAAUCUCAAGACAAAUCCUAUCAGAUUUGUCUUGAUAACAGAAAAAAAAAAAAACCCAAGGCCACCUCUUGCAGCUCUUUUCUGUGGUAAUUCAUCAGGAUAUAUGGUUUAUAUGUGUUUCGUGUUCAAUAUGUAUUUAUUCCAAAAUAUUUUCUCAUUAUGUUCAUUUGGCAUACAUUGGAUAACUAUUCCACUCAUUUCUGAGAUUUUCUUCAAGUUUUGAGUUUGAAGUAACACUGGUAUUUCUUUCAUGUUAAAAUGCUGUAUUAACAGACAUCUGUUUAUAGAGCUUUUUAUACAAAACAGUCUGGAAGCCACUGAGUUGAGUUAGAGAGAAAUCUACAGCUAAUAAAUUAUCAUGACUCUGUUUAUAUCAGUGUGGUUUUGCAUCAGUGUAAGAACUGACCAGAAUAAUUCUUUUUUUUUCUGGGGGGGAGAAGGUACAGGAAAAGGGGUUAAUUCUUCUUGUAUCUAUAACUGAAGGAAAAAACAAAUGUAGCACCAAGGUGAAAGAAUCACAUUUCUUGGAGAAAAUUAUACUUCAAAUAUUUGAUUGUGCUUGUUUAGAAACCUCUAAGAACAUAUUUGAGCUUGCUUAAGAUUUUUUUUUCUGGCAAUACUUAGAGGCAAACUACCUUUAAAACAGAGGUAGCCUGGGAAUUUCUAAGUAAGAUUUUUGUGCAGUGUUGGGAACUGAGUGUCACCUUUUCUAGACAUCCCUUACCUGCUCAUUAUCAGUUCAUUUUCUGAGGUUCACGCAGUGCCCUUCUCCCACAUUUUUAUUCCUUCAUGUUCUUAGUAAAAAAUAUUUUUAUCUGGAAAAAUAACUGAAAUGCAUUCACUCAUGUGUCUUCAAAUGUAAACAGUGAAAACUGGCUUCUUUUAAUCCUUACAGAAAGUUUUAUAUUUUACCUAUAAUAUAAUGUUCUUCCUCAACUGAUACUCAAUGUUGAUUAAAUGCUUGUUCACCAGUCUGACCUGAUCCGUGAGCUUUCUUGCAUCUGACAUGAAAAUAAAAUGACA